This is a messenger RNA of Racocetra fulgida, 522 nucleotides long. Lineage: Eukaryota; Fungi; Glomeromycota; Glomeromycetes; Diversisporales; Gigasporaceae. The record is from the annotation of a GenBank genome assembly.
AUGUUUAAUCGUCUUAAAUUCUGGGAACGUCGGAAACCACAAGUGUGUACGCGUCAGGUGUUUGUUAAUGAGCCUUUACCGCAAAGCAAGCUUGAUAAAAAGGGACGUCCGAGACAACAAUAUGUUACCAACAAAGUCACAACUUCAAAGUAUUCGAUUUUAACCUUUGUACCAAAAAAUUUGUAUGAACAAUUCCAUCGUAUCGCCAAUUUUUUCUUUUUGUUAUUAGUAAUUUUGCAAUGGUUUCCAGAAUUCUCUACUAUAAAUCCUGUAGUAGCAGCCUUACCAAUGUUUAUAAUAACGAGUAUAACUGCUAUAAAGGACGGGUUUGAGGACUUUAAACGACAUGUGACUGACAGAUCUGUUAACAAUAGAAAGACAUGGACAUUAGCAAACUGGACAAAUUAUAAUUAUCCAAAUCCAAGCUCUGGAUUUUUUUCUUUUCGAUCAAAAAAACAAGAUUCUGAAAAAUUAAAUGAAAAGGGCCCAAAUUGGAAAAAAACAUUGUUUAGAGAUGUUCGG